UUGCGUUCCUUGUUGACAGCUUCCCUCGUUAUAAAAGGCGUAUAACGCUAGCCCUAGCCUUCUCAUCGCCAGAGGUUAUAUCAAUUUUAUCGAUCCAAGUUUGUCAAACUUCUCUCCCAUUCAAGAUGCAAAUCUUUGUGAAAACCCUUACAGGCAAGACCAUCACCCUUGAGGUUGAGAGCUCUGACACUAUUGACAAUGUCAAGGCUAAGAUCCAAGACAAGGAAGGAAUCCCUCCCGACCAGCAAAGGCUUAUUUUUGCUGGCAAACAGCUUGAAGAUGGCCGAACCCUAGCUGACUAUAACAUCCAGAAGGAGUCCACCCUCCACUUGGUGCUUCGGCUCCGUGGUGGUAUGCAAAUCUUUGUCAAGACUCUCACAGGAAAGACUAUCACCUUGGAGGUUGAGAGCUCUGACACUAUUGAUAAUGUCAAGGCUAAGAUCCAAGACAAGGAAGGAAUCCCUCCUGACCAACAAAGGCUUAUUUUUGCUGGCAAACAGCUUGAAGAUGGCCGAACCCUAGCUGACUAUAACAUCCAGAAGGAGUCCACCCUCCAUUUGGUGCUUCGUCUUCGAGGUGGCAUGCAAAUCUUUGUCAAGACUCUCACAGGUAAAACGAUCACUUUGGAGGUAGAGAGCUCAGACACUAUUGACAAUGUCAAGGCCAAGAUUCAGGAUAAAGAGGGUAUCCCACCAGACCAGCAGAGGUUGAUUUUUGCUGGAAAACAACUUGAAGAUGGAAGGACACUUGCUGAUUAUAACAUUCAAAAGGAGUCAACCCUUCACUUGGUUCUCCGUCUUCGUGGUGGGAUGCAAAUUUUUGUGAAGACUCUUACGGGAAAGACUAUCACAUUGGAGGUUGAGAGUUCAGAUACCAUUGAUAAUGUGAAGGCAAAGAUCCAAGAUAAGGAGGGUAUCCCACCAGACCAGCAAAGGCUUAUCUUUGCUGGCAAGCAGCUUGAAGAUGGGAGAACUCUCGCUGACUAUAAUAUCCAAAAGGAAUCUACCCUUCACUUGGUGUUGCGUUUACGUGGUGGGAUGCAGAUAUUUGUGAAGACCUUGACUGGAAAGACAGUAACAUUGGAGGUUGAAAGCUCGGACACCAUUGAUAAUGUGAAGGCAAAGAUCCAGGACAAGGAAGGGAUCCCUCCAGACCAGCAGAGGUUGAUUUUUGCUGGGAAGCAGCUGGAGGAUGGGAGGACUCUGGCAGACUACAACAUCCAGAAGGAAUCCACCUUGCAUCUUGUUCUUCGCCUUCGUGGUGGCUUUUAAGUUUAGAAGUGAUGCAGCAGUCUGGGUGUUUGGUUCUUCAAUGAAUUGUUUUUGCUUAUUGGCCAAUGUUUUAAGCGUUCUAAGUGUCUUCUGAAACUUAUUUUAGGUCAUGGUUUGGUUUAUGGUUGUCGUGCUUACUCCUCUCGUACUCAGUUUAUUGUAAUAUGGAUCUUUGUUCGCAUGUUUCUCAUGUGGUUAAAUUCUCUGUUUCUUUAUUGAGAUCA
Molecule: messenger RNA, 1495 nt
Organism: Theobroma umbraticum
Lineage: Eukaryota; Viridiplantae; Streptophyta; Magnoliopsida; Malvales; Malvaceae
Source: RefSeq, a predicted model, not a curated record